UUUUGAUCAGUUGACCACAAAGCCGAUACAUGGUGCUGCAUCCACCAAACUUUCCUGAAUCGUCUUGUUCGGAAGAACAUGAAAAAAUCAUAACCUCUUACUCAUCUUCUUCCUCAACGCCUCAAUGGAAAUAUGAUGCUUUCCUCAAUUUCUAUGGCAAAGACACUCGCACAAGUUUUACAGAUCAUCUAUAUGUUGAUUUAAAACGGAACGUCAUUCUUGUCUUUAGGGAUGACGAAACACUCAAGCGAGGAGAAUACAUUUCUCAAGCGCUUCCAAAAGAAAUUCAAGAAUCCCAAAUCGCAAUCGUCAUUUUUUCUACAAAUUACGCUUCUUCCAGAUGGUGCCUCAUGGAACUUGCAAAGAUCGUUGAAUGGGAGGAAAAGACAGAGCUCACAAUCUUUCCAAUUUUCUACUGUGUGGAUCCUUCUAAUGUGAGAAAUCAGACAGGAUAUUUUGCAGAAGCGUUAGCCGCACAUGAAGAAGAUCCGAAUAUUGACGUAGAGAAGAUACGAAUGGGGAGAGCUGCUCUCAGAAAGGUCGGCAGUAUCGUCGGAUGGCACAUACACGACAGGUACGAAUGAAUGAUUAUACAAGAAAUCAGUGGUAGUAUAUCUCGUGAGUUGAAUUCUAGAUUCUCACGUCAUGAUUACGAUAAACUUGUUGCCAUAGACUCCCGUGUAGAGGAAAUGAUGAAGUUAUUGGAUAUGGAAUCGAAUGAUGUUCGCUUUGUAGGAAUUCAUGGGAUGGGUGGCAUUGGUAAGAUAACGCUAGCCGAAAUAAUUUAUGAUAGAGUUUCUAAUUGUCGUUUUGAAGGAAGCAGCUUUAUUUCUUGUAUUAGAGAAAAAUCUACUACUUCUCGUGAUCUAGCUUCUUUACAAAAACAACUACUUUCAACAAUCAUGCAAGAAGAAAUAAAUGUAUGGGAUCAUCACCUGGGAAUUAGGAUGAUAAUGAAGAUGCUACAGAAUAAAAGGGUUUUUAUCGUCCUUGAUGAUGUGGAUAGUGAAAAGCAACUGACGACAUUAGCAGGGAAUCAGAAAUGGUUUGGUCCAGGGAGUAGGGUGAUUAUAACAUGCAGAGAUAGUCAUCUGUUGAGAACACAUGGAGUGUAUGAUAUCUGUAAGGUUGAGCAGCUUCAUGCUGCUGAAGCUUUGCAACUCUUUAGUUUGUCAGCAUUGAAGAAAACCCAUCCUACAGAGAAUUACAUGGAUCUAUCUAAGCAUUUUGUGAAGUAUGCUCAAGGCCUUCCUUUAGCUCUUAAAGUUUUGGGUUCCUUCUUAUUUGGGAGAACAAUGGAUGCAUGGGAAAGUGGUAGGGAUCAACUAGAAGUAGUUCCUAACAAAGAUAUUAUCAAUAUACUUCAACUAAGUUUUGAGGGGCUGGAAGAUUCGCAGAAAAAAUUAUUCUUGGAUAUGGCUUGUUUUUUUCAAGAAGAGUGG
Messenger RNA from Juglans regia (Persian walnut), 1442 nucleotides. Its product is annotated as TMV resistance protein N-like. Bases 30 to 584 code for a protein of 184 amino acids. NCBI's taxonomy places the organism in Eukaryota, Viridiplantae, Streptophyta, Magnoliopsida, Fagales, Juglandaceae. The transcript is spliced from 2 exons. Gene Ontology annotation, biological process: signal transduction. The record is from RefSeq and is a predicted model, not a curated record.